CUAAAUUAUGAGAAAUGUAAUGAACAAUCAUAGUGUUACUUUAGUGGGUGGGUUGUUGCCAACAGAACUUUCGGCAGUAUAUACUCUACAUUUUGUGUCUUGCUUCAUUUUACCACCUAAUAACUAACUUCCCACUUGUUCCCCCUUCCCAUAAUGUCUUCUAAUAAAUACAUUCAUCAUUAUAUGCCCAUUAGAAUUUCCAUUGUAGAAUUAUUUGCACGUAAAUAUUUACUAGUAUUAAAACUCUUAGUUAGUGGACUGCAGCAAACAUCAACAAAAGAAUUAGAGUAAAGGCUGCCGUGCUGACGAAACAGUGCCAUGGCUGACACUAAAACUCUCUUGCUCUCUGUACUCCAUGCAUGAUACUAAUAUAUUAAAGAAAAAAAAAAAGUAGUCUAGUACUAUUUUACUAUGUUAAUACAACUCAUAUAUAAAACUAGAGUGGCUCCAAGUUCUUGAUUCGCACUUUCCUGAUAGAGCGAUAGACUUGAACCUUUUUCUUUUGGAUUCUAAAAUUGAUCGGGUUCAAGUUCCAGACAACAAUGUCAUCCUCUGUGAUUGUCUUUUUGGUACUAUCUAUGCUGCUAAGCACAGGUGCCUGUGUCAACUUCACCGAUGUUUUCGAGUCCAGUUGGGCACCUGAUCAUAUUGCUGUUGUAGGAGACCAAGUUACUCUCACCCUGGACAAUACUUCUGGUAAGGCUUCAUUCAUGCACUUUCAUGUCUUAUAUUAUUGCCUAUUCAAGGCAAUAUAAUUACAUAACCAUUUGAUUAAUUAUGUUCAUAUUCACAAAGGCUGCGGAUUUGAGUCGAAGAUCAAGUACUUAUUUGGGAAAGCCAGUGCACAGAUCAAACUAGUUGCUUUUUAUGUACAUUCAUCAAGGCCAAUAUAUUGUUUCUUCAAACUAUAACUACUGGUCUAAUGCUACUAAUUACUGGAAAUAUGUGGUUUGUAGAUGUCAUCAGAGGGUGCUAAUCACGACGAACUGGACUUUGAGUUUCUUGGAAAUGUUUCAGGAGAACCAUACCUAGUACAAACAAACGUGUACGUGAAUGGCACCGGAGAUCGAGAGCAGAGGCACAGUCUGUGGUUCGAUCCAACAGCAGACUUCCACACCUACUCUUUCUUCUGGAAUCAUCGAACUAUCAUCUUUUCAGCUGAUGAGGUUCCGAUUAGAGUGUUCAACAAGAAGGAGAAAAAAGGCGUUCCAUACCCGAAAAAUCAAGGCAUGGGAAUCUACGGAUCAUUGUAGAAUGCAGACGACUGGGCUACACAAGGAGGGAGAGUGAUAGCUAAAUUUAUAUUAAUUUUAAAAAUUGUAUGUCUUUGAGACAACUUCCUUUAUUGUGACCCCAUCUCUUUAACAUCUUCACUAAUU
Molecule: messenger RNA, 1379 nt
Organism: Capsicum annuum
Lineage: Eukaryota; Viridiplantae; Streptophyta; Magnoliopsida; Solanales; Solanaceae
Product: xyloglucan endotransglucosylase protein 6-like
Exons: 2
Coding region: 957-1253 (98 amino acids)
Biological process (GO): carbohydrate metabolic process
Molecular function (GO): hydrolase activity, hydrolyzing O-glycosyl compounds
Source: RefSeq, a predicted model, not a curated record